GCUGAGGAAGUGGAUGAUUCCGUCGGUUCCUGGCUGCGAGCAGAGACGAGGGGCCGAGCCCAAAGGGAAGAAAUGGCGAGAACGGUGAACGAGCGCGGCUGUGGAGCGGAAACACGGAGCCCGGAGCAGAAGGGACCGGGUCGAGGAGCGUCCAGGUGGGGCCCUCAACACGCAGGGGCCCGGGAACUGGCCACUCUGUACUCGCCAGGCAAAAGAUGCCAAGAAUGGAUCAGUGUUGUCCUCUGCUUCUCUCUCAUGGCCUUUAAUUUCAUUCACCUCCUUGGCAAUUUCCAUCUGGGGCAUUUGUGGCACAUUGUGUUGGGCAUCGUGCUUGGAAUACUCACCGCAGACUUUGCCUCAGGACUUGUUCACUGGGGGGCGGAUACGUGGGGAUCAGUAGAUCUACCCGUCUUUGGAAAGGCCUUCAUACGACCCUUCAGGGAGCACCACAUCGACCCCACAGCCAUCACCCGUCACGACUUCAUUGAGACCAAUGGUGACAACUGCAUGCUGACCAUAGUCCCUCUAGCAAACAUGGCCUUAAACUUCCUCAGCCUCCCCCCUGUGGAGAUUUACCGUAUCUACCCCUUGUACUGCUACUUGUUUGCACUGGCCAUCUUUGUGACCCUCACCAACCAGAUCCACAAGUGGUCGCACACGUACGUCGGCCUCCCUCGCUGGGUCCUGUUCCUGCAGGACUGCCACGUCAUCCUGCCCCGCAAGCACCACCGCAUCCACCACGUCUCCCCCCACGAGACCUACUUCUGCAUCACCACAGGUUGGCUGAACUACCCGCUGGAGAAGCUGGGUUUCUGGAGGAACCUGGAGGAUCUUAUCCAGGGUGUGACAGGAGAGAAGCCCCGAGCGGACGACCUGAAAUGGGCUCAAAAAGUCAAGUAACGCUGCAGGCGACCUUGCACCCUACCUCAGAAGAUGCUGGCUCCGUCCAGGCUUCUCGUCCCCUCUCCUGCCUCAUCAAACUGUAAACUAACUAACCCUUUCUGAUGCCAUCGCUUUAAGUCUUGCACAUUCUGUCUGUUUUCCAGAGGGGGGCUUUGUGGAUUGAACUUCUCGUUAUUACUCGUGGAGAUCUUUAUUUAAAAUCGCAAUAUAUCUUUAACUCGCCAUAUAUUCAACACCACUUGUCCGUUUUUUGAGGUGACUUACGAAAGAGUCCUGCUCAGAAGGUUUGAUUAGAUGCAUGAUUUGAAAUCUCUGUCCGAGGAGUUUAAAAGAUUUCCCUCAUGUCAAAAUUCAAACGAUCUCAUGAAAGAAAACUAACCCAAUGUGGAGAGUUGAUAAAUCAUAUUUUUAUCUUUUCUGGAUCAGUCUUUUCAUCCCCACCUUAUGAAGGGUCUACUUGAUGUGAAGUAAUAAAACUGGAUUUAGGCCCUCGUAAGUCAGAGGGUUGGGGAGAUAUGAGAUGCUAAAGAACAAAUAGCUUGAUUACUGUUACAUUAGUUUUUUAAAGCGAGGAGAUGAUGAGAUUACUUGUUGGUUCAGUGUUGAACUUUCUGAUUCUAGUGACGCAGCAUGUUCAAUAGUUCAGUCCGAGACAUCGACUACAAUUACAGUGGAAGAGUCGGAUCCAAACCACACACCAGCAUCGAAAUGAUUCGUCUGACAGCUUAGAACAUUUCAAAUAAACAAACAGAAAAGAACAAAAAAAGGUACUUUCAUUUGAAUUUGAUUUCUGCUUGUUAUUUGGCCUCUGAAACUCCAAACACUGAGGACGUGAGGCUCAGUGAGGACGUACAGUCUUUUGAUUUUAACUGCAUGUAACUGUAGUCAGCGUUGAUGCCAGACUAUUAAUACACAUGUAUCAUGCUGCUGUUGUUGUUGUGCCAAGUCUUUUCAGACGAUGUCCACUGAGAAAAGACUUUUGUGUUUUGACUCCUAGUGAAGAGACGGUUCUGAGGGAAACGGGCUCGUACAGUUUUGUCUAGUUGCCUUAACACUGUAAACGCAGCUCUCGUGUUGUUCUGUUUGUCAGAUUUGUGUCUCAGUCAGACGCAGAUUCUCCAAAGUCGUGUGCCAACUUGACACAUUGACACCUGGCAUUAAGAUCCGUCCUGGUUGAUCAAAUGCUGCUCGGCCACAUGGAAGUCCAGGUGUUGAAAUCACCCAGGACGCAUUUAGGACGGAGUGUGAUCUGAUUGACCGUUAGCCGCUAGAAGCCGUCCUCACAUUAUUCAAGACACCUUUUGGAUGAGUGAAGAAAACACAAUAAAGCAGCGUCAGGGAUGGCAGCCAUCUUCCUCUCUUCAUGAGGAGGAAGAUGUGAGCUGGACAUUAAUACCAUGUGUAAAAUGUAAUCAGGUUCAAAUCAUAUCAAGAUAAAACAAUGUGGAUACGAGAGGCGUGUUAAUGCCAGGUGUAAAUGGAGUACUUUUUUUUGUAAUGUGGCAAGCAACUGUCAGUUUCCGAGCGGAACAUUCCCAGUGAAUAAUGUCGCCACGGCAACUGACGUUACCGUCUUGGUAACUGUGAGUUGACUUGUGAUGUCACAAGGGCUUCUGGUGAUGGCUGACGAGGAGAUGAGAUUGUGACUAAACUUCCUGGUUUUGUAAUUUGUAAAUGUCUUGUACAGCAAAUAACUAUGCAUUGUAAUAAGAGGCCCUUAACUAUACGUCUUAACUAUGAUUAUGUUAAAUUGCCUUUCUACUCUUAAUAGUUAUCACUUAUGUGCUUGGUUGGAGACUUGGAGCUGGAAACCUACUCAACAAACUGCACAACAGAACUUUAACUACUGAAGAGGUCACUUCCACAGACGCAUGUCGAACAUUGUGUUCGCUCCAAAGAAAUGAAUUCUUACCUCUUACAGAAAGAUUUCCCCAAACGUUUGACCAAACUGUACCAAAAUAAAUGUUGUUUUCAUCCUACCUGGGUUGACCAGGUAAAGGCUUGAUUGUUGUACUACAAGCAGGUCAUUUAAUUAUAGUUAUUGUUAACUUUGAAACCAAAAUUUUAUUCAGUUUUAUAUUCUGUAAUAUUCCACAUCUUGAAUCCGUCAUAGCAGUUCUGUGUUCGGAGAAUAUGGGGUUUGCUGAUAAAUGAAUUAUAUCAGGUGUUUCAAAUUCUACGCCUACUAAGAUAUUGUUGACACAUUUGAACUUUGACACAACUUGUUUUCUGAAUAGGAAGUUUGGUGUUGGCCACGCUGGGUGUUUCACGACUUCAUUUUAAUUGCUUUUUGUGGUAAUAAUAUAUAAAGAAAUUUUAAUUUAGGGACAUUUGGUGUUUUUGUGAAACAAGCAAAAUAGGACAAGCUAAAAUAAAAUGCCAUACUUAGUUUGGAGAUUGACAGAACUAAAGACCUUAAUAAUCUAAUCUAAAAUGGUUUGGACACAAACUAAACGUUUGUUGACUUAUUCUUCAUUCUUAUUCUCCAGAUGAUCUCAGGAUUGUGGUUAAGAUGAUUUUAUUAGUUUUAUAAGUUUGAUAUGAAUUCGUGAAGUUAAGGGCGUGUUUAAUAAUAGAUCAGUCACUGGGUUCUGUUGUAGCCACACAUCAGUGCAGUUAACUCCGCCUCUCGUUAUUGAGGUAGAACUUCUGCUUCGAGACGAUGGGCUUUAAUUAGUGGAUUCGAAGUGUUUGUUGUGACAAAAUGUGGUUGAUUCAAUAUUUUUCCCAAUGGAAACAAUUUGGUGGAAGCAAACAAACAUGUUAGUAAGUGGGUGGCAGUUGUUGGUAUGUUUGACAUGCUGCGUUGAAAUCGCUUGGACCUCUCACUCCUUCUGAGGUGAGGCCCAUCCGGAUGGUUAUAGUUGCCGGUCGUGAUGGAGUUUUAGAUAUCAGAAUAAUGCCUUGAUGCCUUUUUGUUGUCUUCCGUGUGGGAGACUUAAAAUGUAUAUAUUAAACUGUAUUUAUAAAUGAACUAAAUAAACAGUUGAUUAUUACUGCUA
Messenger RNA from Scophthalmus maximus (turbot), 3905 nucleotides. RefSeq names its product plasmanylethanolamine desaturase 1 (gene peds1b). Gene Ontology annotation, molecular function: oxidoreductase activity. NCBI's taxonomy places the organism in Eukaryota, Metazoa, Chordata, Actinopteri, Pleuronectiformes, Scophthalmidae. The transcript is spliced from 6 exons. The record is from RefSeq and is a predicted model, not a curated record. The coding region runs from base 73 to 900 and encodes 275 amino acids.